CCCAACCAGUAGCCUGUCUAACGAGGAAAUAAUUGACAGAAUUCAUAAAAAAAACUCUCCGAAGACUCUUGUCACAUCACUCCACAAGAAUCAUGGGUGACCAUUGCAAUGUCCCCGCUGUGAAUGGUACUUCUCUGUGUGGACAUGCAUCAGUUCUGCCUGAAGUGCACCACAGCAGGAUUUACAUGGACUACAAUGCAACCACGCCUUUGGAGCCAGAAGUGAUCCAGGUUAUUUCCGAGAGCCUUCAAGAUGCCUGGGGAAAUCCAAGCAGCAACUACAGUGCAGGGUUGAAGGCAAAAGCAAUCAUUGCUGAGGCCAGAAAAAAUGUGGCAAGAAUGGUCGGGGGCAAAGCUGAGGACAUUAUAUUUACCUCAGGUGGGACAGAGGUGAACAACAUGGUGUUCCACUCUGCCCUGGAGCACUUCAGAAGACAUUGCAUCCCGACUGGUCCCAGCAUUCAUGUCCUUCCCCACUUCAUCACCUGCAACGUGGAGCAUGACUCGGUUAAGUUAGUUGUGGAGCAGUUGCAGAAAGAGGGAAAGGCUGAAGCAACAUUUGUUCCUGUGUCCAAAGUGACAGGCCGUGCUGAGGUCGAGGACGUUGUGGCAGCAGUGCGUCCGAACACUUGUCUCAUCUCUGUCAUGCUGGCAAACAAUGAGACUGGUGUAAUCAUGCCUGUCGGAGACAUUUGCCAGAGAAUUAAAUCUCUGAACAAGCAGCCUCAGCGCCUCAGGAUCCUGCUGCACACUGAUGCGGCCCAGGCCCUCGGGAAGAUCUCUGUGGAUGCACAUGAACUUGGGGUGGACUUCCUUACCAUCGUGGGACACAAGUUUUAUGCCCCACGGAUUGGUGCGCUAUACGUGAACAGCCCUGGGGAGAAGACGCCGCUGUAUCCACUUCUAUUCGGUGGAGGACAGGAAAGGAACUUCCGACCAGGCACUGAAAACACACCAAUGAUUGCUGGUCUGGGUAAGGCUGCAGAACUAGUGGUCUGUCAUGUGACUGAAUAUGAGACUCAUAUGCGGAGUAUAAAGCAGUACUUGGAAGAAAGACUUCAAAUUGUCUUCAAAGAUCGGAUCCAUUUCAACAGCUCCUUCCCUGGAAUCGAUCACCUCCCAAACACAUGUAACGUGUCCAUCCUUGGACCGGCAUUACAAGGUUGGAGGGUAUUGUCCACCUGCAAGAGGCUGCUGGCGAGCAUUGGCGCCGCCUGCCACUCAGACCGCGGAAACAGGCCCUCGCAUAUCCUGCUCAACUGUGGCAUCCAGCCCGAGGUGGCAGCUAAUGCCCUCAGGUUAAGUGUGGGCAGGAAGACCACCAGAGCUGACGUCGAUGCAGUUAUAGAGGAUUUGAAGGAAACAGUGCAUCAGCUUGAAGAAAUGAACUCAUGACAACAAUCAACGGUAUUUUUAACAAAUCAGGAUCAUGCUGUUCAUUGGGUUAUAUAGUCACAUACCAGAUGUUUCUGUUUGGGAUUUAUGGAGCUAUAGGUUUCUUCACACGCUCUCACUGUGUACAGCUGAUUUUCUGGGAGUAGAAAAGUUUGUUAUCUACAGUCUGUCAGUUAUACUAACUCUCAUGCAUAAAUAGUUAAAUGUGCUAUUGUGACAAGUUCAAGAAGACCAAAUAAACAAAAUCAUGCCACACAGAUUAUUAUGUCCAUGUUUCGAAACAUUCAGAAAUGCGACCCAUGGUAGGAGAGGUCAAAUUGCAACUCACUGUGUUUGGUACGCAAGAGAGAUUUUCUACCAUCACAUUGGGAUUUCAUUUUUGAUACCCAAAUAUUGAAGUCAGGAACAACAUUUUUGAACCACACUUUGGGAUUUUGACAUUUCCUGCCUAUCUUGGGGUGCAAUGUGACCUAGGUCUCAGUGGAACAGCUCGCCAGGAGGUCAAGCUAACCCUUAAAAAAAAUGUACAUCUCACAGAAUGUGCCUCAAGUCUGCAUUUGCCUGUAGUCCUCCACCAGAGCAAGGUCUGAAGUCCAUCAUCCCUUCAUUCAUUCCCAGGGGAUUGAGCCAAACCUUGAGGUAAAACGGGAAAUCAUCGUAUAGAUAAUUCACACAUGACUCAUCACAUACAGUUGAGUCUAAUGCAGAGGAAGAGCAUUCACAUUUAACUCAGAGUUCAACCUAAGCACUACCCACUGCUCCUUCUUGCCACUUGGAAAUAAAAUAACCUUCAUUUGGAAAUUUCCAGCUACAUCUCAAGGGAGAACUCUGGUAUGACCCAGGGCCAGUUGGCGAAAGGUUCUCCACGCAAAGCAAGCACGAGUUUGAGUUGUUUUGUUUUAGUUGACAAUUUCUAAGCAUCUCCUAAAAUGUCAUCGACACACGAUGAAUAUUUUAAAUAGUUAUUAAAUAGUUGUUUUCGUAGCCGCCAGGCCUUGGCGCGGACUUCUCCCAUUACUUAAGUUUCCAUGCUGUCUCAGCUCCCACAUGUCCAGUGAAGCGUGCAGCCUGUGCCAGCAUAUGGUCACUGCCACACAAAGGCGACCAGGAGGCCACGAGCGCUUCGCCUCCACUCGUCUUUCAUUACAUUUCUAUCUCACUGGCUUUGCCCCCCUCUCUCUCGCAAAAAGGCCCCGCUGGCCAGCUGGCUGCUGCUCGGGUGUCACUUUCCUGGCUUGGGGAGACGCUGUGAGUGUGAGUUUUGCUUACUGUA
Synchiropus splendidus (mandarinfish) is the source of this 2667-nucleotide messenger RNA. RefSeq names its product selenocysteine lyase (gene scly). The transcript has 13 exons. The record is from RefSeq and is a predicted model, not a curated record. Lineage: Eukaryota; Metazoa; Chordata; Actinopteri; Syngnathiformes; Callionymidae. Bases 93 to 1394 code for a protein of 433 amino acids.